AUGUCUGCGUUUACCAAUAGCCACGAUAGCUCUCCUCAGACUUACGAGGCGGUCUCCCCCGUGGAUAUUGUUCGCGGCCACAAUCUUGGAACAAUGGCACUGCCAUCACAGCCCACCGUAACCGCAGAAGAGCGGAGCUCUUCCGACACUUCUAUCUCUUCGCUAAAGGAGUCCCGGACGACUCGCUUUGCGGAAGCCACCAUGGUCCAGUCUCCUGGCACUGCAGAUGCUGGAAGCUCCCCCUUUGCUGAUCCUCCCAACCAAUCGCAGACGCCCCCUGAUGUGUCGGAUGUGGGUUUCGGUUACGUCGCUGCGAGUGACCCUGCACAACAUACGUCGCAUCAUGACCUUCCCACACCGGGUCCAAAAAGCGCUCUCAAAGUUCCCGGAACCCCAGGUCGCACCCUGAAUCCACUGAGCCCAACUUUCCGGGAGGAAUUCUACGUGGAAAAACAAGAGAAAGUCGCAGAGAAAGAGAAUGCCAGAGAUCUACGUAUUAAACUACGUGUCCGGGUUGCCAAGAUGUUCCUCCGGUUCAUCAAUUUCGGCUGUAGUCUGAUUGUUCUUACGAUUCUGGGGACAACGCUGACGGUGUUCAACGUGACCAAGUCGCUCCCAGAGCGAAACACUUUCCCUCCUUGGGAAUUUGGCACAAAUCCUUGGCCGCAGUAUCUGCUUCUGACUGUUUCGUGCAUUUCUUUGAUUGCCAGUAUUGCUGUGUUCUGGGGCUACUGGAAAGGCGGCCACAAGCGCGCAGAGAAGUAUGCAUUUUACUAUUCGGCCAUAUCGAUCGGUGUCUUUGUUUUCGACCUAGUCAUGUGGAUUGUUGCUGCCGCCAUCUUCGAGCAUUCCAAGGCGAUCGGGGAUGACAAAGAUCUUUGGGGUUGGUCAUGUGUCCAUAACGAGAGAGAAGCGUUGUUUGGUGACCAAAUCGACUAUGCCCUCCUUUGCCGUUUGCAGGACUGGGGGUUGGUUUGUGCUGUCAUCGAGAUAGUCCUCGAAGUCUUGGUCCUUCUAGUCUAUGCGAUUAUCUUUUACCGGUUCUGGACCAAGAGAAAGCUUGCCAGGUCAAUGGACCGUCGCGAUAGAGCCAGGACAGACUUGUACCUGGCCCAGCUCUAUCAGCGGUCCGCACCGAAUACGCCUGGAUUUCCGCACAUGCCCAAGGCCCCCUUCGUGUCAACUUCCAUACCCCAAGACCCUUAUUCUGCAGCAGAAAACGGGGAGGCCUGUGAAACCCAGUUCGCCACUACACAAAGCCAGAUUAAACCCCAGCCGGUAUUUCAGCUUCAGUCGCCCCCAAUUCGGGUGCAGCAUGCGACUCCUCAGCCAACACAAGGGGAGUUUCCAGCACCCGCCGCGACCUCAGGGGGCCCCAAUCAACACAUGGGUGCAGCACCUGGCGAGCGAACGUACGAAACAGUACCCAUUCCCGAUGCCUAUGCAAGCCCAAUGAGCCCUAGCCUUCCCCACGGGGCUCAUCAGUGA
Molecule: messenger RNA, 1488 nt
Organism: Aspergillus heteromorphus CBS 117.55
Lineage: Eukaryota; Fungi; Ascomycota; Eurotiomycetes; Eurotiales; Aspergillaceae
Exons: 3
Coding region: 1-1488 (495 amino acids)
Source: RefSeq, a predicted model, not a curated record